Messenger RNA from Kickxella alabastrina, 573 nucleotides. RefSeq lists its product as uncharacterized. NCBI's taxonomy places the organism in Eukaryota, Fungi, Kickxellomycota, Kickxellomycetes, Kickxellales, Kickxellaceae. The transcript has 3 exons. Bases 148 to 573 code for a protein of 141 amino acids. The record is from RefSeq and is a predicted model, not a curated record.
CUUUCCUUUUCUUUCUUCUUUUUUCUAUUUGUCUACACCCCAACUUUACAAAUACCUUUAAGCCCUAUAAUGAGACUGUUUAAUCUCCACUAUUUUUAAUUCUUAUUCUUUAUCUUUGUCGCCAGCUGUUCUUUUUUAAUAACCAAAAUGGCCAACUUCCAUUUGCUCAAUGACAUUGUCUUGAUGAUCCUGAACUACAUAGUCCCCAAGCCUGCCACAAAGCACCUGCCACGCGAAUUUGCAGCACCAGCAAGCGUGUGCCAGCAUUGGGACACAGUCGUAAAAUCGGAUAUCCCUGGAAUCAUGAUGCUUGGCGGUCAGAGCCAUCAUACCGGCAUUGUGUGGACAGGCUUUGAAGCCCUGCGCUUCCGAUUUUGCGGAUUUCCAACAGGCUCUCGCGGCUAUGUACCCGACAGUUUUAACGGAAAUGGGAACGACGGCGUUUUGAAGCUUUCUGUGGAUCUGGCCGGUUGGUUUCCAAACGUACUCCAACUCAAUACUAACCUCCCAAUCUCAAUGACGCUGGUGGUGCAUUUACCAGGCUUCUUGUCAAUCGGGUUGCAGCGACUGUGA